Messenger RNA from Serpula lacrymans var. lacrymans S7.9, 2047 nucleotides. RefSeq lists its product as uncharacterized. Lineage: Eukaryota; Fungi; Basidiomycota; Agaricomycetes; Boletales; Serpulaceae. Bases 233 to 1747 code for a protein of 504 amino acids. Gene Ontology annotation, molecular function: iron ion binding; oxidoreductase activity, acting on paired donors, with incorporation or reduction of molecular oxygen; monooxygenase activity. The transcript is spliced from 13 exons. The record is from RefSeq and is a predicted model, not a curated record.
GCUAUUGGAGAGGUCACACCGACUGUAUUUGGUUCAUUGGAGAAGCCUCAAAGUUGUUUUGCUAUUAGAAUUGACUAUCGUGGUCUUUGUGUCAUAAUGCAUCACGUUCCGGCGAAUCCUUCCUGAGCUACGUUGGCCGGUUUCCCGAGAGCAUUCAUAUAAAGUUACCAUCAUUGCUUGCCUUAUAUCUGCUACUUUUCACCUCUUCGAAAUCAGAAUACAGGAUCAAACGAUGGAAAUCGACCCCAAGGUUGUGGGAGGCUUGGUCUGUUUGUUGCUAGUAGGAGCUGGAAUCAAGGCAAAGCAAAGCUCCAAAGCUAGCGGGAAUUUACCUUUGCCUCCCAGUCCACCAGCGACGCAUUGGUGGUGGGGACACGAGGUUCCUGCCCAGUACGGGUGGCUCAAAGUUGAAGAGUGGAUCAACGAGUAUGGUCCUGUCAUAUCUAUUAGGCAAGGGAGGGAAACAGUCGUCAUCGUAGGCCGCCACCAGGCCGCUAUUGAUAUAAUGGAAAAACAAGGGGGCUCAACACUUGACCGUCCCAGUACGGUUGCCGCAGGAGAUAUACUGUCUGGGGGUUAUAGGUUUGCUUUUACGCCUGGUGGAGAAAGGUUCAGGAGGAUGCGUAGAGCCGUUCACACACAUUUACAGCCUAAAGCUGCUGAGAAAUACGAAUUAAUGCAGAUGGAUCACGCCAAGGACACAAUCCUCGACUUGAUCAAUGAUCCAAGCAAGUAUGGUCUUCAUGCCACGAGGUAUGCGUCCUCCGUAAUACAGAAGGUUACGUAUGGUAAAACGUCGCCCACCUCCGCCGAUGAUCCUGAGGUUCAACAAGUGCGACUAUCACUGGACAGGUUACGUUAUGCCAUGCGACCUGGUCGAUAUCUAGUAGAUACAUUGACAUUCUUGAAGUAUAUUCCUUGGUACGGUCGCGAGCUGAAGAAAUGGAAUGCGGAGGAUCGUCAACUUUAUACUGGCCAGCUUAAUAAAGUGAAGAAUCAGUUGGACAACAAUGAAGACACAGGACCUUCGUUUGGGAAAUAUCUACUUGAGAACAAGACAGAGACCGGACUGACAGAAAUGGAAAUGGCUUAUCUAGCAGGUGGUUUCUUUGCUGCUGGCUCUGAUACGACAGCUGUUGCUAUCUGUAUUAUGAUUGUUUCUGCUGCAACUCACCCAGAAGCCCAGGCGAAAGUACAAGCAGAGCUUGAUUCCGUAGUAGGUCUGCAAAGGGCUCCUACGUUUGCAGACAUUGAUAAUGUUCCACGACUUCAGGCAUUUAUCUUGGAAAGUUUCCGGUGGAGACCUGUCGCUUCUACAGGUUUGCCUCACCGUGCCAACAAAGACAUCAUCUGGGGGAAUUACUUCAUCCCUGCUGGCACAACUGUGGUUGGAAAUCAUUGGGCUAUUUCCCGCGAUCCUGAUGUAUAUCCCAACCCGGACAGCUUCCAACCUGAACGGUGGUUGGAUAGUCAAGGGAAGAUAAAAGACAACAUCAAGUUCCCCACUUAUGGCUUUGGAAGACGAGUAUGUGCUGGACAGCAUGUCGCCAACAGAUCGGUAUAUAUCAACACUGUACUUAUCCUCUGGGCCUUCCGACUUUCUCUUUGUGAUCCCUCAGAGGCAGUCGAUGACAUGGCUUUCGCGGCCGGAGCUAUCCCAUCAGUAAUCCCAAAAAUAUCAUUCGCAAAGAGGAUGGACGAGGACAAGCUGAGAUACAUGAUGGAAACAUACGCAGAAGGACUGUAGUCACGUUUAGUUCCAUUAUCGUAUUCUUAGUUUCAUCUAUGUUUUUCUCAGCCUUUCGACUCAGAGUUGUCAAUGGCCCAAAAGAACUGCCCUUGUAAUAAUCAGUUUCUUGAUGUGACUUAGGCCUAAUCUCGGUUCCAGAUUCUAGGUGGGCGGAAUUUAAAAUUUGUGCAGGAUUUUCUCUCCUAAAUUGAAACCUGGAUCCUAGUCCAGGAAUAUGGCCCGUCCUCUUUCUGUCAUCAGCAUCACGUUCCGGCGAAUGCCUCCUGAAUGAUGUUGGCCGUUUUCCCGAGAGCAUUC